Molecule: messenger RNA, 2605 nt
Organism: Sipha flava (yellow sugarcane aphid)
Lineage: Eukaryota; Metazoa; Arthropoda; Insecta; Hemiptera; Aphididae
Product: homeobox protein Nkx-6.1-like
Exons: 4
Coding region: 613-1437 (274 amino acids)
Biological process (GO): cell differentiation; regulation of transcription by RNA polymerase II
Cellular component (GO): nucleus
Molecular function (GO): RNA polymerase II cis-regulatory region sequence-specific DNA binding; DNA-binding transcription factor activity, RNA polymerase II-specific
Source: RefSeq, a predicted model, not a curated record
CCGUCGUUUUUUUCGCUCACAUCGCAACCGUUCGGCCCGCGGAUACUUUCCGAUCGCGCGACCAUACAUAGGUGUUGUACAGCGGCGUGUACGGUUUAAUUUUUUUUAUUUGAUUUUGAUUAUUUUUUUUUUUCCUAACGUGUUACUCGCGUAAACGAUAGUAUAGUCAUCGUCGUAGUACUUUGUCCGCGCGGAUCAGACGUCCGUUGUCGUCGUCGUCGUCGUGCCACUGUUGACGCACGGUAAAAAAUAAAAAACACUGCGAUUAACGGAAAACAUUUUACGUACGUUACUACAGUACGUCGUGCGAUUUAUUUUCUUGUUUUGUUUUACAUUUUUCGCGUUUCUCACGAUCUCGCGCUUUUGCACGCAACACGUCCCGUGACGGUUAGGUACACCAUGACGUCGUGUUCGACCGCCAACGCCGUCGCCGCGGACGUCUAGCACGUGGAAGUGGACGAGUUGUCCGCGUCGCACCCGCCGCCGUCGCAACGGUGACUUUUUGAAAAUCGUCCGGUGUGCCAAGCAUUCACCACGACGGCAUCGCCGGGAGUGCAGAGCGGGACGACCAGCGAGGCUGAGGACUCGUCCAGGUCGUCGUUGGGCUCUACAAUGAUGUUGUCCCAGCAGCAACACCACCAUCACCACAACAUGCUGUCGCCCAUGUUCAACUUUCUGGAUGUGCCGUGCAGCAGCAGCCCGCCAUUGGCCGCACUGCACACCAUGACCGAGAUGAAGAACGGGUGCACGGCGGGCAACCCGCACGGCAUCGAGCAGAUAUUGUCGCGGCCGCCGACCACGGGGGCCGCGGCCGCCAUCAGCCACCAACAGCGGGCGUUCAACAGCGUGGCCGGCAUCGCGGCCGCCGGAAUGGCCGCGGCCGCAUCCUACUUCCACAACGGCGGCGUCAAGCACCCGGCCACCACGCUGGCCGAUCUCACCACCAGAAACCUGUACUGGCCCGGGUUCCAAGGGUUGGUCAACAACCCGAUCGCGUGGCGAGACAGACUAGCUAGCUUGAAUAAUUCCAACCAAGACAAGGACGGCAAGAAGAAACACACGAGGCCCACAUUUAGCGGGCAACAGAUCUUCGCGCUCGAGAAGACAUUCGAACAGACCAAGUACCUAGCGGGUCCGGAACGCGCGAAAUUGGCGUACGCGUUGGGCAUGACUGAAUCUCAAGUUAAGGUGUGGUUCCAGAACAGGAGGACCAAGUGGCGGAAAAAGCACGCGGCCGAGAUGGCCACGGCCAAGAGGAAGCAAGAAGAGGCGGCCGACGAGAGCGAUGAGGACGAAGACAUGCGCGACGACAGUGCGGCCAAACGGCUCAAGCGGGAAUUGGCCGCGCAUUACGGCGGCGGCGGUGGCGGCGGUGGUGGCGGCGUCGGCGUUGGCAGCGGAGGCGGCGGCGGCGGCGGCGUCGGUGGUGGUAUGUAGCAUCAGGCGUGGUCAGGCGUCGGCCACUCCGGCACCUUGGACCUGAAGACUCACGAGUAAACCUCGUCGUGUUCGACUUCGACAAUAUGCGCAACCGUUGCGUAUUCAUUAUUUCCGAUAACCUCGAACGGUCAUCGAACAAGUCUGUACAUAAAUAUUACAUAUAUAUAUAUACAUUUUUAUACAUAUUAUAAGCACAUCGCAAUGUGUCUAACCUAUCCGAAACAUCUAGUCAUCGCAUACGUUGUUUAGGUCUUGUGCAUAUUAUUAUUAUUAUUAUUAUUAUUAUUAUUAUUAUUAUUAUUAUUAUUAGAGAUAUGAAAAAUUGUAAUUACGGUACGUAAAUUUGUGUUACACGGCUCGUACGCGUCGAGCUAUGAUUGCGAACAAAUAGAAUACGCUCGUCGUGCGCAACCCCCCCCCCCCCCCCCCCCCUCGUCAACGGUACGACGUUACGUAUUAUAUUCCGUCACGUAUUCGCGCUCGAACGCGGUGUUUUUCGUUUUUCGUUCUUGUUUGAUUAUUUAUUCGACGUGCCCAUCCCCUACCGUUCCUCCCUCGUGUUUAUUGUUGCAACCUGUACGGACAAUAUGCUGUCGAUUAUUAUUAUUAUUAUUAUGAUUAUUAUUAUUAUUAUUAUUCAAUACUUUUACGGUCCUCGGCUUUUUUCCACGCUCUGAAAACAGUAAUGAAAUUAUUCAACGCAUUUUUUACGCAAAUAUCUAUUCGUGUGUGUACGUAAAUGACAUUUACUAUAGAUCAGCGAUUCCUAAACAGUGCCCAGAAAAUUCCGCGGUAUCCAAGGGAUGCCGACUGGGAAAACUCUGUAUUCGUGUGUUAUAAAUCUUAUCACUUUUAAAUCGUUCGUGCUGUCAAGAAAAAAAAACCGGUUCCUUAUUAUUUUUUACUUUAAUCGUAAUUAACCAACCUGAUUCGGUGUAUGAAGUGCUUACCUAAUCGAGAAUACAAUAUGAACAAAAAAUUUAAUUUACGAUGGUGUAUCAUAUUAUUUGUAUUAUUUACGUGCAACGCCUUACAAUGUUUAACAAGUUUGGGAAUCGCUACUAUGGACAAACAUUUCUACUGCUUAUUUAUCUGUUGUACAUAUAUUAUAUUGUGUAUUAAAUAAACCACGGUUUUAACAUAAUAAUAAUUGUAAUUACGAUGU